This is a messenger RNA of Salvelinus sp. IW2-2015, 3711 nucleotides long. The record is from RefSeq and is a predicted model, not a curated record. NCBI's taxonomy places the organism in Eukaryota, Metazoa, Chordata, Actinopteri, Salmoniformes, Salmonidae.
AUGCUGGAGAGGAAGUAUGGCGGUUACUUCCUGAGUCGGCGGGCGGCGCGCACCAUCCAGACGGCGUUCCGUCAGUACCGCAUGAACAAGAACUUUGAGCGGCUGAGAAGCUCUGCCUCCGAGAGCCGGAUGACUCGGCGCAUCAUCCUGUCCAACAUGAGACUGCAGUACUCGUUUGACGAGCGGCAGGGCCAGGGCCAGCCCCAGGGAGAGGGCCAUCCCCAGGGACAGGGCCAGCCCCAGGGGCAGGGGGGACAGCGGUACCCCCACCCUGGAAGGGGGCAGCCCGUGGAUGGAGAGAUGGAGGCUGGGUCUCCUCCACUGUGCCAGGGGGACAUAGAAGAGUACACACACCUGGAUGAGACCUUCUCCAAACAGGUGAAGUCCCUGGCCGACUCCAUCGAUGACGUCUUGACCUGUCAGUCUGGUGAAGACCUUCAGGAGGAAGAGGAGGAGGAGGAAGAGGAGGAGGAAGGCGACGGAGGCGAGACAGGGGUAGUGGCGGACGACUUUGGAGAGUGUGUUUGGAGACCGAGGGAGGGAGACAGACAGAGGGGCGGAGGAAGAGGAAGAGGAGGAGAAAGACAGAGCAUGCACGAGGACAGCAUAGCCACAUCCUACAGCGACGUGACACUCUACAUUGAUGACCCAUCCUCGCCCUUGUCCCUGGACCGCGGCCCUAGCAGCACCGACACAGAAUACUGGAGCCCUGGAGUAGGUGGCGUUGGGGUGGGGGGGCGCGAAGACAGCCGGGACACAGAGGGAGGGGGCAGCAGUAACAGCCGACGCAGCACCCCCUGUACAGAGUCCAUUCCCUCCCACCUGCCCUACCACACCCGACCCUCGUCGAAGACUCCCAUACGCCUCCCGCUGUGGUUGGACUACUCUAUUUCUGAGGGCGCGCUCAUGCCGCCCUCGAGUCAGUGCCAACGCAGCAUGCGGCUCGGCGGCCGUGCAUUCGUGAUUCGGCAGCAGCACCGGAUGAAGCGUCGGCGAGCCUGGGAGGCGACAAAAAUAGGCUGCAGCGGAGUACCCACUGUGUGCACCGUACCCCGACACUCCUCUUCGUCCUCCCAGUCCCGCGGGGAAACCCUCACCCCUCUGUCUUCCUCCUCAUCCACCACACUGCCCCCUGGUGGCGCUUGGAGCAGGUCUGCUGUUCUGGACGGAGACAACGACUCACUCAACUCCACCUCACCAACUCUAACGACACCAUCAACUGCUAACCUCUCCGGGUCCUCGUCACGCGACAGCCUCCGGGAGCCCCUCCACCUCUCGGGAAACAGACCUAUACAGAGAGAGAGCGGACAGCUGAUAGCCCCCUUUAACAACGACGUGUGCAGAGACCGACGAGUACGCAUCGGACUCAAUCUUUGUGUGGUAGAUGAGUUGGACUUCUCAGGGAUGGACCUGGAUGAUGCCCUCAGGAAGUUCCAGGCUCAGAUUAAAGUCCAGGGGGAGGCCCAGAAGGUGGAGAGACUGAUCGAGGCCUUCAGUCAGCGGUACUGUGUGUGUAACCCGGUGCUGAUCCGACAGUUCCAGAACCCUGACACCAUCUUCAUCCUGGCUUUUGCCAUCAUCCUCCUCAACACAGACAUGUACUCUCCCAACGUCAAGCCAGAGAAGAAGAUGAAGCUGGAGGACUUCGUCAAGAACCUCAGAGGAGUGGAUAAUGGUCAGGACAUACCCAGAGACCUGUUAGUAGGAAUCUACCAUCGGAUAGAGAAGUGGGAGCUACGCACCAACGAUGACCACGUGUCUCAAGUACAGGCUGUGGAGAGGGUGGUAGUGGGCAAGAAGCCCGUGCUCUCGCUGCCACACCGCAGAUUGGUGUGUUGUUGUCAGCUGUACGAGGUGCCUGACCCUAACAGAAGCCAGAGGACUGGAGUCCACCAGAGAGAAGUCUUCCUCUUCAACGACCUGCUCGUGAUAACCAAGAURUUCCAGAAGAGGAAGACCUCUGUGACAUACAGCUUCAGACAGUCCUUCCCCCUGGUCGAGAUGCAGGUCCACAUGUUCCAGAACCAGCACUAUUCCCACGGUAUCCGUCUGACGUCGGCCAACCCUGGCGGGGAGAGGAAGGUUCUGAUCGUGUUUAACGCUCCGAGUCAGCAGGACAGAACACGCUUCACCUCCGACCUGAGAGAGAGCAUCACCGAGGUGACGGAGAUGGAGAAAUACAGGGUGGAGUCGGAGUUGGAGAAGCAGAAAGGGGUGGUGAGACCUGUUGUGGGCGGGGCUAGCGGUGGUGGUCUGGGCGGUGGCUUGAAGGGCGAGGCGGUGAAUGGCACUCUGGGUCGACCCAGUCUGGAUGACAGCUAUGCUUCCGCAGACGGACUCAAACGUACCGCGCUCAGCUCAUCACUGAGAGACCUAUCAGACACAGGGAAGCGGGGCCGCCGAAACAGUGCCGUCCUGGACAGUACAAUGGAAGGCUCCAUCAUUAGCAGUCCCAGGCCUCACCAACACCCAGACAUGGCUGGAGGUGUAAUGCCCCCUGGCUGCUAUGACAUCCAAGACUACCGGCCUCACCGCCCCAUCCUGAGCCCCGGAACGGGGGUGGGGGGUGGGCCGGGGCUAAAUCAUCACACCGCUACUGGGACGACGGCACUGGGUCCCAGCAGCGGAGACCGAGGGGGGACGGGAGCCCUGGGGAGCGGGUCUGGAGGGGGAGGGGGCAGUGGAGGCUCCUUCCUGGGUUCCCUGUUCGGGAGCAAGCGCUCCAACACCAAGCCCCCUGGUCCUCUCCUCCCUCUCCUCCCACCUGGGCUGCCACACUACCCUGCACCUGUCCCCCCGCCCACCACCGGCGGCCCGCCCCCACACUCCCCCUCCUCCCUCACCCACUCCGACGCAGGAGGGCCCUCCAAAAUCCAGGCCCUGCACGCCCAAUACUGCUACAACAAUACCGCAGGGCAGCAGCCUCCUCCGCCCUACCACCACCACCACCGCUACCACGCCCAGACAGGACCCGCUCCCAGCCAGCCGUCCUCCACUGCCCAUGGGGCCCCUGGGCCUCAUAUCCUCCACAGGGGCCCCAUGGUAGGGGUCCCCAAGAGGCCGGACCCCGGUCCCGCUCCCUCCCACCCCCAGCUCCAACAGUUGUCCCAGGUUCAGCUGGCCCAGCUGCAGCAGCAUGGUGUACAGUGUGUACAGGGUCACGGGGGUUGCUAUACCAACAUGGGGGUUUCUAUGGGGGUAGGCUGCCCCACUCCACCCCUUUCACCUCACCCCCCUCGCUCCCCGGGGCCCGCACCCCUUACCCUCUACCACACAUACUCCACACACGGUCGGGGAGGAGGAGGCGCCAAGCUCCCUCUUACUCUCUCACACUCGCAACCCCACCCUCACGCCCACACCCACGCCCCUCAUCGUACCGCUCUUACCCACAACCACAGCCCCCAUCCCGGCCUGUCCCUCAGCCCCCAUCCCGGCCUUUCCCACAGCCCCCAUCCCGCUCAACACCCCAAGCACCAGACUCACUUCAUCUUCGCUGCACCGCCGCCUCAGACCCCCGUCGCCCCGGCAACACCCCAAGGCCGCCGCCCACGGCCAAUACACCCUCAUACCCCCCAGAGGCCCGGCCAGCACCAGGGAGGCCAGCACCAGGGAGGGCAGCAGGGGUCUGGCGGGGGCAACAGCAGCACGGGGACGGGCAGCACCACCAGCUCCAAGUCCAAGCCUAUCAACCGCAUCAGCACGGUGGUGUGA